UUCACUACUACAACCCCCACAAUCCUGAGCAUUUACGUAGACAGUUGCGCUCCUGGAUUUAAAAGUUGAUUGGGGCUGUUGGUUUCGGCUGAGGAGUCGAGAUGAACUGGGACACCCAGCUGAGCUCUAUUAUGUCUGCCGCGGACGGCAGCGUAGCAAAGAUGAGGGAAAGACUGGCUACCUCACCAGGGAGGCUCCCUACAGGAAGACAAGAUUCUGCUCUAGUGAGAGAGGUGUCUGGUGUGUCAGGCUUGGAGCCUCUUCCUCCUCUCCCUCCUCUUCCUCACCCCUCCUGCUCCCUCACCCCGGUGCUGCAGUGGACAGACCUGGCCGCCGUCCAAUCACAGCUCCAGCUGCAGAGCCAGGCCGUGGAGUCUCUCUCCCAGCGGCUGCGGAACAUGGAAGCAGAGAGACAGUCCCAACAGCGCCACCUGGAGGAGCUGCAGGGGCAGGUGUCCAGGCUGAGGCAGGGGCCGGGCCGGGAGAGGGAGGAGGAGAGGAGGAGCCCUGAGGAGGAGAGCAGGGUGGAGCGAUGGAGGAGGGAGGUGGGGCGCGAGCUGGCCAGCCUGAGGACGCACGUCACCAGGGCGACGUCGCUAGGAAACCUGGAGGAGAGCUUCAGCUCCAAACUCCGCAGAGAGGAGCUGGACCAGCUGAGGAGAGAGGUGGACAAUCUGAAGACACAACUACGAAGACAAGAGGAGGACAUGUUUCUGCAGCAGUCUGAGUCCAGGGAGACCAGGAGGCAGUAUGAACGCAGCUGCCAGACGUUAGAGGAGCUGACCAGCAGCUACAGAACGCACAGCCUGGACCUGGCCAAGACCGUCUCUCAGUACACACACACACAGCAGGAGGUGCAACAGCUCAGGGUGACUGUGACGGAGCUGAGGGAGGAGGUGAGGAGUCUGAUUCUCAGAGAGAGACACUCCCCUGCUGCCCCCAAACACACACACACACCAGCUUUAGUAUCAGCUCCGCCCCCCAGGCGCCGGGUCAGAGGUCAGGAGGCGGAGCCAGACUCAGGCUCUGAGGACUUCAGUCCCACCCCCAGCCUGGCGGAGGUCAGCUCAGACGACCUUUCCUGGCUGGACGACCAAGACCCUGCUCCUCGCCACCGUCGCCCCCGGAUACACCUCGGCUGCAGAGAUCGGGAUCUCGGAGUGGGAAGUGACGACGACGAGGAUAACCUGGAGUUGGGAUCAGAGCUCAGCCUUGAUGACCUCUGACCAAUCAGGAACAAGGAAGGGUCAGAAUGCUGCUGCCUGCUGAUGAACUGAGAGGAGGGAAGGGGAGAGAGGAGGGAAGAGAGGAGGGGAGAGAGGAGGGGAGUGUGUGAAGGAGGCCGGGGACAGAUCAGACUUGGAACUGGUUCCACAUGGCGAGGAUGAGAAGCUUCUGGCAUCAAGAGUGACCGUUAUCUUGAAAAUUGACUCAAAACCAGGGUUCUUCAGGAGAACCUCAACUGCUCCCUAACACAGACUGAACAGCUGCUCCAGGCAGAAGCAGAUGUUCCAGUUCCCUGGUUGUGUCUGCUACAGAAUGAAUCAGGCCAUUCUCUCCUUGUCGUAUUGUCAGUGUAAAGUACUGCAGCAUGUCAGCACCACACAGACCCACUGGACAGCCUGAUAGAGUCCACAAUAACAUCUGUGUCAGCUCUGGAAUAAAAGCUCUUGAUUGGCUGAG
This is a messenger RNA of Osmerus eperlanus (European smelt), 1683 nucleotides long. Its product is annotated as trichohyalin. The coding region runs from base 102 to 1226 and encodes 374 amino acids. The transcript has 12 exons. The record is from RefSeq and is a predicted model, not a curated record. Lineage: Eukaryota; Metazoa; Chordata; Actinopteri; Osmeriformes; Osmeridae.